Messenger RNA from Arabidopsis lyrata subsp. lyrata, 1585 nucleotides. Its product is annotated as ribosomal L1 domain-containing protein 1. NCBI's taxonomy places the organism in Eukaryota, Viridiplantae, Streptophyta, Magnoliopsida, Brassicales, Brassicaceae. The record is from RefSeq and is a predicted model, not a curated record. Gene Ontology annotation, cellular component: 90S preribosome. The coding region runs from base 275 to 1393 and encodes 372 amino acids. The transcript has a single exon.
CAAAAUUUCCUAUAUCUUAAAUCUUAGCAAUUUAUCAUCUUCAGAAAAUCUUCCAUGCAAAAUAUGUGGACAAUUUAUAAAACAACAUAAGUAAGCCCAUUAACUAAUAUUAUGGGCCUUUAGAAAUCCAAAACAAACUCGAUUUAAAGUCUUCGUCCUCCCUAAAACCCUGAAUCUUCACAGAACCCUAAAUAACUUUUAGUUUCCUCCGACCACCGCAGCUCAGCCGCAGCCGCCACCACAACUACCGGAGCAGUUAGCUACUCCGUCACUAAUGUCAAGAGUAAGUCCCAAGACCGUGGACGAUGCAGUUAAGGCUCUGGUCAAAGAGGGAAACAAAAAAUCAAAGACGGAGAAGCCACACCUUCUAGAGGAAGAUGAAUUCUUUUACCUAGUCGUAGCCCUAAAGAAGAUUCCACAGAGGAAUUUUACUAACGCUUAUCGUAUUCCUCUCCCGCAUCCGCUUAUUAGCACUACGGAAGACUCACCGGAGCUCUGUCUUAUCAUCGACGAUAGAUCGGAAAGUGGUCUCACCAAGGAAGAUGCGAUGAAGAAGAUCAAAUUAGAGAACAUACCAAUCACUAAAGUUGUUAAGGUUUCGGAGCUGAAAUCGGAUUAUGGAUCAUUCGAAUCGAAACGGAAGCUUUGUGAUUCAUACGAUAUGUUUUUCUCUGAUCGGAGAGUGAUUCCUCUGUUACCGAGAUUGAUUGGGAAGAAUUUUUUUCUAAGGAAGAAGAUUCCUGUGGCGAUUGAUUUGAAGCAUAGGAAUUGGAAAGAGCAGAUUGAGAAAGCUUGUGGUGCUGCUAUGUUCUUCAUGAGGACUGGGACUUGUAGUGUGAUCAAAGUUGCGAAAUUGUCGAUGGAAAGCGAUGAAAUCGCUGAGAAUGUGAUGGCGACUUUGAAUGGAGUUGUUGAUGUUUUGCCUAGUAAGUGGAAAUAUAUAAGAUCUUUGCAUUUGAAGUUAUCUGAGAGUUUAGCUUUGCCUCUAUAUCAGACAGUUCCAUAUUUGAAGCUCAAGAUCGAUCCUUCUGGUGUUGAAGAAGUUAGGAAUGGUGAAGAAUUAGUUAAAAGUGAUGAUGUUGAUGAUAGUAGUAAGAGUGUGAAGACAAAGAAGAAGAAAGGAAGGAUUCAUGAAGUUAGAUAUAUGGAUAGUAAUGUAUCUGAGACUCUUGGUGAAGAUAAAAUCGAAAAGAAUGUUGAACAAGAUGAGGUUACUGGUGAUCUCAAAGGUUCAGGGGAUAAGAAGAAGAGGAAGAAGAUGACUAGUAGUAAGUCUGCAGUGAGUGAGAAACCAGACAUUGUGAAGAGUAAGAAUGGGCAAAAGUCGAAAAAGCUAAAGAAUGACAUUGAUGGGUCUGGUGGUGGAUUGAAAGCAAAGACUAAGAGGAGAUGAACCAAGAAAAGAAGAUUUUCGUUUAAUGUCGGUAUAACUAAGUAUUCUAUUCUUUCUGCUUGAGUGAUUUUUUGGAUACUGAUUAUGACUUUGUCUUAUCAAGGUAUCAUCAAAAUGAUUCUUAUACUAAUACAUUUAGGACUUUUAUUAUCGUUUACUAUUUCAUCAAACUAGUGACUUGCCAUGUAGUUG